Messenger RNA from Penicillium vulpinum, 3522 nucleotides. RefSeq names its product fungal specific transcription factor domain-containing protein. NCBI's taxonomy places the organism in Eukaryota, Fungi, Ascomycota, Eurotiomycetes, Eurotiales, Aspergillaceae. The coding region runs from base 1 to 3522 and encodes 1173 amino acids. Gene Ontology annotation, molecular function: DNA binding; zinc ion binding. Gene Ontology annotation, biological process: DNA-templated transcription. The transcript is spliced from 6 exons. The record is from RefSeq and is a predicted model, not a curated record.
AUGGAUCUGGCGUCUUCUAUUAGGGGUCUCUUCGAGGCUUUUUCCAAUGCCGAGGAUGUAGAUCGGUUGGAAAGUAGUGGGGGUGGCCUAGGUGGUCCUACGCAGUUCAUCGCAUCGGAGAGUAGUCCGACAUCUGGCCAACCACAUAUGAGCUUGACGCGCAAUGUACCCCAGACCUAUCCCUUAGACAGCUAUCUCACGACGAUAAAUGAGCUGCUCUCGCCGCAGACCCCAGAUCUUAUUCUAGGGGAGCAAAAUCAGCCAUGCGAACUGCAGCGAACCUUCAAAACCCGGCUUCCAAAUAUCUCCGAAGAAAGUAAAGAGUAUCUACAAUUGAAAGGAGCUCUGCGAAUAGUUCCCAUCGAUCUUCGGAAUCAGUUGCUCGGGGCGUACAUCAAAUAUGUCCAUCCUUUGCUGCCUGUCAUUGAUUUGCAAUGGUUUUUAUUAAAUGUCAUGGUCGAGGAUGAAUCCCGAUUUCCGAGCCCGCUCCUUCAUCAAGCUGUCAUGUUGGCUGGCAGUGCAUUUAUCGAGCAGGAAACUGCCGUUAAAGCCGGGUUCUCGUCGCGAAAGGCAUUGCGAAGAACAUUAUAUGGACGAGCUAAGCUUCUUUAUGAAUUUGAGACCGAGCCCAAUGCAUACACCCAGAUCCAAGCAUUAUUGCUCAUGAUGCAGUGGCAUGGAAGUGGAGUUGGUCACAAAGUCCCAAUAUACUGGUUUGAUCUCGCCUAUUCGACAGCAGAACGCAUCGGUCUCCUUGGGAGUUUAGAAACAGGUAGUUUUACCCACAAGCAUAGGCUAUGGUGGUGCCUCUAUGUGCGUGACCGCAUUCUCGCCCUCGGCUUCCGUCGACAACUCCGAAUCCCAAACAGUGAUGUCACAAUGUCGCUACUAGAAUCUACGAGAUACUAUUCCUCCGAGCCAUACCAUGACCUCGUGUUGGCUAUGCUGGGAGAAGCAUCUGCCAUGCUCAACUGGGAAAACCAGGAGCGAAUGAUGGUUUUGUUCAUUCAGGAGAUUAAGCUUGCUCAUUGUGUGGGCAUGGUCAUCAAUCUUCUUUAUCAAGAUGAUUGGUUGCCGUCGUCAUCGGGGAAUUAUGAAUACUCCAUGGCACCCAAGUCAAAUGUAUCACAGGUUGCCAUAGCUGGAUGUGAACAGCUCUUGAAGUCCUGGAUUCAGAACCUUCCUGUUCCGGCACAUUAUUUCCCCCCAUCACUCUUGCAUGAUUUCCAUACAGAGUCCCCGGAGAUUGUCCUCCUUGUUCACCGGGCUUUCCUGUAUCUCUUGCAUCUCACUGCAAUGUCCAUACUCCACCAAGCUGCUUCGAGUGGAGGGGAUGGCCUCCCGACCACCCUUAUCACGGAGAUGAGAGAGUUGACUUCGCAAGUCAAUGAGAUUCUCAAUGAACUGCAUGACUGCAGGAUGCUUCAUUUUCUCCCCGGGAGCACUAUUACUAUACUGAUUAUUAUUCUUGAGUGCGACAGCUCACGCCCUUGUGUCCUUUGUACUCGCGCUGGACAUAGCUGCGAGACAUCUCAGCGCACAACGAAACGGACUCGCAGGCAAAACCCAGGGGGCAGAGAUCUGCAUUCUAGAAUACACAAAGCAAUCGCACCAGCGACGCACAAAAAUUCUAAUUUUAUCCAUCGCGCCGGAGGAACAGAUACAUCUUACGCUAGAGAGAGCUCAGCCCCUUAUCCGGAACAGUCUCCGAAAGAGCCGCGGUCUGGUGCUAAUGCUUCUGCGAUUGACUUCGCCAGACAAGUCUUCAAUGAGGAAGAAGCUGGUCGGACUCUGACUGGUGCAUCAAUCCCUGGCGAUACGGGAGCUCCUACGUUGGAUAACCCAUUAUGGCAUUUGACAGAGGUAGAGCUCCCCCCAGAGGCCGUGAUGUUAGCCUUAAUUGACGUCUAUUUCGACCGAAUGCAAUGGUUUAUCUUGCUACUCCAUGAGCCUUCAUUCCGGCAAACUGCACGAAGGAUAAUUUCCCAGAAUUCAUGGAGACGUCAAGAUCUCAGCCCUACUAUGGCUGUUCUGGCAGUGGCUAUGAUUGGGCUGCAUUGUGUGCUACCAGAUCAGAGAUGGCCCGGGCACCAAUUGUUGCGAGAACACUCCGUUGACGGGGAGAAGUUGAUGCACGGGCUCAUCAACGAGAUACGACGGAAUCUGCUCGAUAUCUCAAUCGACUGUCGAGUUGAAGCUGUUCAAGUUUGCUUCUUGGUGUCCUCCUAUUACGUUUAUCAUAGUUCGCCAAGUCUCGCCUGGACUGUCUCUGGCAUGGCUGUGAAGUCUGCCUAUGCCCUUCAUCUCUAUACGAAAUCAACUCAGUAUGAAAGCCCAGUUGUGGAUGAGAUUCGUUCUCGCUGUUGGAACCAUGCUAUUGUCGGUGACACGUUCACGUCUAUGAUCUAUGGCCGACCUUCCUCUAUCGACACUGGACUCGUCGCUUUGCAUUCGCUCAGAGAUAUGGAUGACCUAGCCAUCGAUCCGCUUCUGCUGAAGAAUGAAUGGAUAUCCGGCGAUGGAAUGACAACAACGACAGCUGGGUUUUUUGCUAUGAAACAUGAGAUUUACAACAUUAUCCGACACAUUCUUUCGCGGAUUCGUCGUCUCCAAUCCAGAAAAGAGACGAUAGAGGACCUUCUGGCAAUUGCAGAAGCUACACAAGACUCAGAGCAACAAUUAGUUUCCUGGCGAAAAAGGGUUCCUCGGUUGUUCGAUUUCGAGUUUUGGAGCUCCGACAAUCGCCUAGAACAGUUCCAACAGCAAAUAGAAGAGCUACCACAACGCACCAAAUACCAGGCAGAAACAAUUAUCUUGCAGGCGGCAACUCUUCAACUAACAUACGAUGGGGCCCUGAUACAAGCUCGGCGACCUUUGCUUGAGCAGAAAAUAACUAGCUCUUGCUCGCGCUUAGUGGUAGACGCAAUUCACGAGUCCUUGAGAGUGGCCAGUGCAGCUGCACUGCGGAUAUCUCGCAUCCCGGUCCUCCGUUUCAAGCACCAUUUCGCCGAAUCCUUCGCUUCCCUACAACAAUUUACUGCAGGAGUCAUUCUUUGCAUCCUCCCAACUAGUCAGCCUUUCACUACAGCUGCGCACGAGGCCAAAGCAGGAAUCAUGCGUAUCAUCCAUGCUAGCGCAGCUUUUGGGCCCCACAAUCGCAUUGCCAAGCAGACUGCACAGCUUUUGACGGAGUUGCUGAAAGUGACGAUCGAGCGAGAGAUGUCCGACAAUACCGGGAUUCCUUCGCUAUCCUCGCCAGACAUCUUCCGCGAUCAUCAUCCAACGUCAACUAUUCACGCACCGCCCCAUUCGACACAACAUCCAGAAAUGUCCCAAAAGAUACAUAAUCAGAGUGGGAUAAACGAGAGACUAGUCCAAACACCCAUUGAGCCGUCUGAACACCCGUCCGCGAAUAUUUUUGAACAACUUGACGAUACAUUUGGUGCCUUCGGUGAACUCAUGUUCAAUCUGAUCCCUGACGACCAGAGUAGCGCUUGGAAUUGGGGACGCACGGUCCCAUAG